Molecule: messenger RNA, 4853 nt
Organism: Rhea pennata
Lineage: Eukaryota; Metazoa; Chordata; Aves; Rheiformes; Rheidae
Gene: SELENOS
Product: selenoprotein S
Exons: 8
Coding region: 38-673 (211 amino acids)
Biological process (GO): endoplasmic reticulum unfolded protein response; retrograde protein transport, ER to cytosol
Cellular component (GO): Derlin-1 retrotranslocation complex; endoplasmic reticulum membrane; Derlin-1-VIMP complex
Source: RefSeq, a predicted model, not a curated record
ACGUGCGACGCCGGCGGCUCCGGCUGCGAGCGGGGCGAUGGAGCGAGGCGGCGGCGGGGCCGCACCGGGCCCGGGCCCGGGCCGGCCGGCCCUGGAGCAGGAGGGCCUCGAGCUCCUGCAGCACACGGUGGGCUCCCUGCUCUCCAGCUACGGCUGGUACAUCCUGCUGGCCUGUGUCGCCAUCUACCUCCUCGUCCAGAAGAUAUCCCAAAGAGCGGCGGUCUGGCCGAGCAGCCAGCCCGGAGCAGCCGAUGCAGCUGUCGAACCUGACGUGGUGGUAAAAAGGCAGGAAGCUUUGGCAGCAGCUCGCCUCAGGAUGCAAGAGGAGUUGAAUGCACAAGCAGAAAGAUACAAAGAAAAACAGAAACAGCUUGAAGAAGAGAAGCGAAGGCAGAAGAUAGCAAUGUGGGAGAGUAUGCAAGAGGGAAAAAGCUAUAAAGGAAACCUGAAACUGAACCAGCAAGAAUUAGAAUCUGGUGCCUCCACUUCAUCGACUGUCCCAAAACCUAAACCAAACAAAAAGCCUUUGCGAAGCGGAGGCUAUAACCCUCUGUCUGGAGAAGGAGGUGGGACUUGUUCCUGGAGACCAGGUCGCAGAGGCCCGUCAGCAGGAAGGAAACAUAAUCUCCACCUGAGGUGCAUCACUUGGGAUUGUGAGAUCUGGGUUCUGUGACUGGCCAUUCGAAAGAUUGACACCAGGCUUGGCUGCACAUCAGCACACAUCUCUACAUUGGAUCAGAUCCACCCUUUUGAAGAUUUUUUUUCUUGGCCUUGUCCAGGCUAAAAAGUGGCACCUUUUCAGUGAUCGGUUUAGCCAAGAGAGUUGGGCACAGUGUGUCUCUGUCCGUGCUACUGAGCUCCUUUCCGCUAUCAUUGAGCGCUGAAAUGGUAUUAUUUUCAAUUGUAGAAAAAGCCAGCCUAGACUUGGAUAGGCUGAAGACUUUGGGGUUUUUCUUUCCCUUUUGGAAUGAAAGCUUAGCUUUUGGAACAGCUCUGCAACCACAAAGGAAAAGCAUACUGCUGCUGGCUGGGUGGUGUCCUGGCUGGGCUGCACCGUUGUAGCUGGUUUUGUGUGAGCCUCCAGCCCAGCUGUUCCAAGGCUGACACACACCCUGCCUAUAUUCCCAGCUCCAAUGCCAGCAACUCUUCAAAAACGCUCAUGAGUUUUUAUGAAGCAACCAAUAACUGAAACAGAACAGGCCUGCUCAACUCAGUUUUAGUGGCAAUCCACAUGUGAAUAUAAGCAUUUUUUGUGGGUUUCUGUUGUGAUGGGCUAGCAGGUAUGCGGUCUCUGUUCUUAUAUGUCUUUUUUUUUCUAUGAUGGUUUUUGUUUUGAAGUGCAUGUCUGCUAAAAGACACUUUCAGUACAGAGCAAGAUCUCCACUGAUAAUUUAAUGAUUUCAUUCCUUUUACUAAUCAAGAAUCUUUCUAUGUGCUGCUUUCCAAGCUCAGCUUAAAUCUUGUGCUGUCAGUAGCAGUAAUGUAGGGAUCGCAAGGAGAACUUAAUUCUCUUUAAAGGGAGUGGAAGGAAAAUGGUACACUGAAAUACAUGGCUAUUCAGUCUAGUUCUAGUGCUCUCUUGCAUGCAUUAAAAUUGGGGGCUACUGUUAGGUUGACCUACAGGAAGCACUUUCAAAGCAAAACAAAUUCUGGGUGUUAAACACCUCUUGAUGUGCUACUGAAGAGGGUGAUGUCCUCCUAGAAACUUGGCUUAAUGCUUCUAGGUAGUUGACACUUCUUUGACUCUUCUGCUUCUUAGGUAUAUUGAAUCUUGAUGCUUCCUUUUAAAAUACACAUUCUAGACUUUUUCAGUGGUUCAUUGACUCCAGCCUGGGGGUGGUAGGUUAAAAAUGCAUGAACUUCCCUUUUGUGAAGUGCAGCUCUUUGAUGCAGCACGCCCCCAAGAGCAGCUGCCGCAACCCAGCUGAUCAGACCUGAGCACUCAAGUGGGUGACUGGGAGAAGAGUUGUGUGCAGAAGAGGAUGUUUUUCUCCUCCUGCACAUCUAAAAAGCUAUAGCACCUGACUGUGAAGGGCAGAUGUGACCAAAGGUGGCGCCUGCCUUGUCUCUGGCCCGGAGGGGAUCUGUGCUGCUGCACUGCAGUGUUGGGCCAUAGGAUGGCAAUAUUGUUCUGGCUUUCUAGCAAGCAGUGACCGGCUGACUUAUUUCUUUGUCCCUUGAACGGGUAUCUUCUGAGUGAUUCAGCUGAGGGGAAAAGUUGGGAUUGGGCAGUGUCAGGACCAGAAGAGGAUAGGGAUGAAAAAAGUGGGUGUGGAAGGAGUAUCUGUAUCAUUCAGGAAAAUGCAACAGUGCUGGAAAUACUGUGACAGAGACAAAUGCUACUAGUUGCCCAGCUAGAUUUUUUCCACCAUGAGUCUGUUACCUUGAAUAUAAGAAAUAUGCUCAUUUUCCAGUGUCUGGAUAGCUUCUAAAGUAUCGGUUUGAGUCCUGGAACUUUAAUUAUUAAACUUUCUGGAGCACUUGGGAACUAGUUCUCUUGUUCAUUAUUUUUAAAAAUAUAGUAAAGAAUAUAUAACAUAGAAAGUGCAUCCUGUAAGUAUUACAGUGUGCUCAUCACUGGGGGUAUGCUGCAGAUCAAAACUAAUGGGAAAAAAGAAGUAGUUAUAAAACAGGAUAGCCUCUCUUGGAGCUUGGUUAUUAUACUACUUUAUCCCAAAAGGAUGAAUCUACCUUGUAUCUACCCUGUAAGGAUACCAAAUAAUUCACUGCUUCAAGUAUGUACCUUUUUCAUUGUUUAAAAUUAUGAAUAUUGUUUUGUUGAUCUGAUUAGGAAUCUAAACUGUGGGGGCCUGUCAAGGGGGCUCUCUCCUGCCAGUUGGUGCGUUCAUGUCACUCACCUGAGUGGGAUACUAGCAAUGAGAUGGAGCAAACACAUGCAUCCUCUUCAUCUUUUUGAGAGUCUUCUAAAAAUUUUCUCAACAAUUCUGAAAAAUUCUGCCUGCAGAGUAGAAAACAUGCUGCAUAAAAAUGUAUGUAUUUGUCUUUGUAUAGUGUUGUGUUAGAAAAUUUGUAUGCAUUUUAUAUGUAGGGUCUAUAACAUAUAGCAUUAACUAAACAAUGACCAAGAGCUGUAUUACUGGGAGAAGGCCUAAGCGUGAUUUUUGGGAAGACUGUGGCAGCAUUCGCGGAGCUGCUGUUUGUCAAAAGGCACUGCAUCCCCAGGCGUGCUCACGCACCCCUUCUGCAAGGCUCAAUCACAGGGUCGCCUGUAUUCCCCGGGGACAAACUGGAGCGUGAGGGUGGUGAUGGUCAACGUACCUGCCGCUGCUCCCUGUCCCGGCAGCGGCAGUGUGACGCUGAGUGUGCGUCCCAAGCGCCGGAGCCCAGAAACGCUCACCUUACCCCCUUUUCCUUUCGGAAGUGCACUCUGAUCGUCCCCAGUGCUGCGAAUUGCAGCUCUGUCCAUCCCCUGGAAGGUGCGGGGUGGGGGCAAUGCGCUAAAAUAAACCUUCAGCAGCAGCAGUGCCCUAAAACAGGAUGGCUAUUUUGGAAUUGAAAACGAGCUCCGUGGCAUUGAACUGUACAGCACAAAUUUUGCCCUACCUGAUUUAACCAAGUGCAGAGGGAAAGGCUGCUGCCUCUCCUUGGUUUUCAUUUUUGUUCUGCCUGUUUCUACACUUCAUCGUUUCCAUGUGUGUUGAAGUCACAUAAAGUUUUCAAUUUUGAUGACUAACUUUUUUUCUUUAUGGGAAGGAUCCAGUUCACAACUCUUCAGCCCCAGCUCUUCUUUUUUUUUAUGGCCUUUUAACCACACUAGCUCUGCCUUUUCCUGUAAGAAGAUUCCUGUAAUUCAUAGGCCACAGUGUCUUUCCCUUGAAUCAGGAGAUUUUUACUGCUGAUUUGGAGCAUGCUGAGAGUAAUCCUGUUCCUGCUAACAGAAUUGCCACAUCUCCCUCUUUUGGAAAGGAGUGGCCUUUUUGACUGUCUAUUAGUGUCUUGUAUUUCAGAGUUAACGAUCAGGCCUGUUUUUGGAGAUGAAGUAGUGGGCACAGGGAAGAAACAGGCAGGCUUUGAUGAAGUCCCUUUUAAAGAAACUUUUGAUUACCAAGUAAAAGACCCAUGCGUCCAGGCUGGCACAGCCUAACACCAGAUUUUGCAGAAAGGGCCUGGGAAAAAUAGUUAUAAACAACAGUAAACCGUUGUAAAUCCUAUGAAGUAUAAGGAAAUUACAGUGGGGUUUUCCCCACAUAAAAGGGAGGGAAAUUACAAGCAAGAUAGGAGAAAAUAUUUUCUUGGCAUAAUGCUUUGGAUUACUUUAUUGGAGGUGAAUGGAAGUGGAAGGUGGAUCCCACCAUGCCCCUCCCAGAGGAGGGGGCCAGGUAUGCGACCCCGCAGUAUCUUUGCAGCAGUAAAAGCAAAGCCUUUGCCCUAAGCAGAGAGCUAUAGCACCUGGCUUCGCAGCUCCCCUUGGUGCCUUUUAGUUCUUUCUCAUCUCUCUUCUUACUCUCCACAAAAAUACAGCCCACUUUAUACAUCUGUGGGCAACUGAAAGGAGACUAACUUCUUUUCUGUUGCUUAUUUGCUUGUUUUUUUCCCUCUGAUUUCUAUCUAUAUAUAUUUUUUUAAUUAAAAUGGCUACAUCUUAGUUUCUUCUGGUACGUUACUUGUGUUACUCAUUCAUCCCGACAUCAGAAGAGUUGGUUGGUGCUGACCUCUGAAUUGCAUCAUUGCAGGAGCAGUAAAACCAUACAAAAGCAUUUUUCAAGAUAUAUCAUCUAGUUAUUUAGAUAACUGGAUUGUGAUAUUACCUACUAGUUCCUGAAAAUAUGACAGUUAUGAUGGAUUUUAACAAUUCUUGUAUAAUAAAUAAACGCUUACCUUUGUACUAUUAA